This is a messenger RNA of Pectinophora gossypiella (pink bollworm), 2499 nucleotides long. RefSeq names its product progestin and adipoQ receptor family member 3. Gene Ontology annotation, molecular function: signaling receptor activity. The record is from RefSeq and is a predicted model, not a curated record. The coding region runs from base 237 to 1265 and encodes 342 amino acids. NCBI's taxonomy places the organism in Eukaryota, Metazoa, Arthropoda, Insecta, Lepidoptera, Gelechiidae. Gene Ontology annotation, cellular component: membrane. The transcript is spliced from 7 exons.
UUUCCAGUUGCUGAAUGUUUACCAUAGGUGUAAGGUGUGUGCUGCCGCAAGUGUUAAUAUUUUUUUAUCGUAAUUAAUGUAGUAUUUGUAAUUCAAAAUCAGUUUACUGAUUCAGAUAUGUUCCUUUUUAUGUAAUAGUGCGGUAAAAUGAAUCCCUAGUGCUACAUUUCAGUUUUAUCAUUGUUAAUAAUCAUUUGUAAUUUCAAUAAUAAAACAGUGCUUUGCAACAAAUAACUAUGUCUUUAACUAUGAUGAAAGAAGUUAGUGAGUGCCAGGCAGAAACAGUGCAAUUUAUGGCGAUAGAAAAAGUUAAAUCGGACCCCACAGACACAGAGUACUCGGGCAGCACCCUCCUCAGACGUGGCAAGAAGUUGGAGGAUAUAGACAACAAUAAUCUAACGAAAGAGGACCUGGAGUACAUCAACUACCGUCAACUGUUGAAGUAUGAACAGGCUCCAGCUUACUUGCAACACAAUCCGUACAUCAGAGAUGGAUACCGAAAACUGUUACCAACAAAACUAUGUUGGGAGAGCAUAUUCUGGUGGACGAACGAGACGAUGAAUAUCUGGACGCACAUCUUCGGGUUCUUCCUGCUGCUGUGCCUGACCAUCAACGACCUGGCCAUCAUCAACAUCCACGCCACCGUCACCGACAAGACUGUUGCGGCUAUACUCUUCUCUUGCUUUCUGAUCUGCAUGGCUCUGUCAGCUCUGUACCACACGUUCUCAUGUCGAUCGGAAACAGACUACAACACUUUCCUAAUGUACGACCUGUUCGGGAUAGCUCUCUCCCUGCUAGCUAUAUACACUUCCGGGGUCUACUACGCCUUUUGGUGUCAUCAUGAGCUAAAAGCAUUCUACAUGACUUCAGUGACACUGAUCUUCAUAGUAGCAAUGGUGCUUCAGAUACCUCGACUGAACGUCCCUUACCUCGUUAAGAUGUGCGUGUUCAUCGGCUGGGCGGCGUAUGGGGUGCUGCCCACCCUACAUUGGACUUACACCAUGGGAGGGUUUGAUAACCCAAUGGUUCAGAUGUUCUUCCCUCGAGUUAUUGGAAUGUAUGUCAUCAGUGGAACGGCGUUCGCCAUUUACGCUUUCAAGAUCCCCGAGCGCUGGUUCCCGGGCAAGGUGGACUACAUCGGCCACUCGCACCAGUGGUGGCACGUAUUAGUACUGGGAGCACUCUACUACUGGCACAACUCAGCUAUGAUCUACGUCCAGUACCGCAUGAACCACGGCUGCGCGAAUAACAUGCGGAUAUUCUAGAUUUUAGACUUAAUUGUUAGUAAAAUUAUGUUAUGUUGUUCAACGCAGGCCCGGUGAUCAGACGGGCAUAGAUGUACUACUAAUAUUGCUAGAACCUGGGUGGGGAUUAGUACCUACCUAACAGGCCCCUGAGUUUCUCAGAGUAUCUGGCAAAUAUACUUCAGUAAAAUGCCCCCAUGUGUAUCAGAGAAACGAGCACCAAUAUGUCUGUAGCCAGGCCAGCAGUAUUGGUUCAAAUUCUUAUAAAUAGUGCGCAAGUCUCAGAAUUGCAAUUAGAUAGAUAUCUAAGGAUUUUAAAUUUAAUAACAAGGGCUGAAUGAAGGUCCCCUGCCUUAUAUCUGGUGCUUCUUUUAAAAAAUAAUGUCUGUGAUUCGAAAUUAAAUUACGCACGUUUCUAUUUGAUUGCUCAAAAAUAUAUGUUUGUAAAGAGUUUAUAGAACAUUGUGCAUAUUAAAUUGCCCUCUACUUCAUACAAACUGUAACUUUGAAUCUCAUUUAAACAGUAAUAUGAAUCCCUAUGGAUUACAGAUGUGGUAUUUCACACAAUAAGUAUGGCAAACAACAUUCCAUAUAAUAAGUAUGGCAGGAUUUUGCAUGACAGAACUUCUAAUAACAAAAUGUGAAGUUAGGUGGUACAUACAAAUACACACACGCUUUAUUAUUGGUGUACAGGUUGGUAAAACAAACUCUCCGAAUUGCUUUACAUCUGUGCAAGCUAUAACAUGCUAUGAUUGAGUAUCAGUAACGAAGAAACUCGCAGUAGCUAGAAUUUAAGACUUGCCUUGACAAUUAGAAACGCAGUAUUGUUUAGCGUGGACCAAAUGCAACUACUCAAUUUUAAUUAUUUUUAGAAUGAAUUGACCAAUAUUUCUUUAGACAAUUUUUUUGCUCAAAGCAAAGUUACCUUUAUUCCCGAGUGCAUUAAAAUACAGUAUAUCUCGUAUGGUGCAGACAGGAAUAACAUACUAAUUUAUUGUUAUUAUUAGUAGUUUUUACACUUAGCUCAAUAUUUAGUGAUAGGUUAGGUACAAAGACAGCUAAUCUUGCAAAUUAUGCUUGAAAUUGAUCGUAUUGUUGAGUUAAUUGUUUCAUAGCAUUUAAUUUUAUCGUCUGUGAUUUAAGCUUGAUAUUUUAUUUCUAUUGUACCUAUUACGGUCGAUGUAUUUUGUAUAUUACUUUUGUUUCUGGAACUGGGUUUGUUAAAAUUAUACAAAAAUACAUAAAUCCUCAAUCA